UUACAAGCGGCAUCGGGAGGAUGACUUCAAAUUUGAUUUGCUGUUUAAGUAGGUUAAACUGAAAUGAAUUGACGAUUAAUCAACAUCGAUCAGGAUCAAGAUGACAAACUACGAGAGGCCUCAUUUGGUCUGACGAGAGAGACCAUGGUUCCACUUCUGCUUCUAUUCCUUUAUGCUCAAGGACUUGAGACUUCCACCCCUGAUUAUUAUAACCGGAACAGCCACAAUCGCAAUAACAACAUGUGGGAUCCGGUCAUUGACGAAAUGAGCUUUCUACCAGACAGCGAACGAGUUGAGCAAGCCCCAGUCACCCCGUUUCAUUUACCCAGUCCUUCCACUAAUGCGUCUUCAACAACAACAACAACGACGACGACGACGACGACGGCAAAAACCACAACCACAACCAUCACCUCAACGAUGACGUCAAAAAUGCGUAACACGACAGUGGCGAUUGGAAAUACAUCUGAUUGGGACGAGGUCAAUAUGAAUGACACGAAAGCGGAUAAAGUCAUUUUGACCGCCGACGUUUUGGAUGAACCCACAUCAUUUUCAGUGUCAUCUUUAGCCCCGAGAGUGUCAAGUUUCGAAGAACAAAGUGGUGGCGACAAGGUCCGACAAGGAGGAAAAUAUCAAAAUCAAAUCGAGGAUGGAAAUGCAGUUCUCCAGAAAGACCGAGACAACCAACCCCAGUUUUGGCCCCAAGGUCAAACUGAUCGGCCUUGGCCAGAGCCGAAUGGACCUCUAUGGCCGAGACGACACCAUUUGGUCGAUGUUGGACCAAGGCGGCCUUGGACGAAGGUUCGGUUUGCUCAACAAAAAGAUGCUUUGCAACCGCGCCCUGUGAUUAAAAAAACUGAGACAAUUGAAACUGAAAGCUCACCAUCUGAUCCAGAACAAGUCAAGAAAGCUGUACAGAUUGACAUCUUUCCUGACGAACUCACCAAUCAAGACAAGCCAAAACCAGUGAGUCCAACGGAGACGAUUCUAGAGCCACAGGCAGAAAACCCAAUUAAUGAAUCCAUUAUCAUUACGAUCAACAAAACGCAACCAAAGGAAGCGUUUAUAUCAGAGAAAGUUCCACCAAAGGAUCAAGUCUCGGCGGUCAAUCUGACCCAAGACAAAAUGCUGGUCCCUGAAGAUCCUCCAAUCGAAAUUCAAUCGACCACCGUUGCUCCCAUUUUGCAUACCUUUACUCGUAGUAAUCGUUUACUUAGGAGGAAAAAUCCGCGGCCAAUCGAAGACUAUUCUUACGACAACUAUCCCCAUCCCAAUCUGCGAUACCCUGCCAUUCCCUUUCCCAUUUACGACCAAUACCCGUUCCCUAAAUUCGGCCCAUAUAAAUGGAAUACUUAUAACAGGGUUAAACCGCCUCUGUAUGAUCAGCAGCCUCAAAAUCGCCUGUUACAACCGGGUUUGUCGAUAAAUAAUGAUGAUUAUGAUUAUUCCGAGCCUUCUAAGAAACGCACAUAUGGGCAGCUGUACCCUUCUUAUGGAAGCAAUCGAUAUGGGAUGAACGUGCGACGUUCCUUGAAGAGAUCAAAGCAUCAAAUUCAAAAUCGCCGCCAUUCAAAUCCUGGAAGUGGGCGAACUUUUCCAUUCAGUGAACGAGUGACUAAAAAAGAAAAUUCCGAUGUAGAGCCAAUUUCUAUAACUUCAAAAAAUAGAAGAAAGCACCAAAAUACGAACAAGGGAUUCGUCAAUCUUAGUCCAGGAGAGGCGAAUUCCGCCAUCUUGAGUUCAAUUCGCAAGGCUGGGCUUUCUUCCAAUGGAAUCCAAGUUGAGACCCAGAGCGAUGGAGGUACUCUUGUGACAUAUAUUGUUUUAAUAGAUACAGCAAGCUCGUCUCCUUUUUUCUUGUUUAAUCUAGGACUGUCAAAAGCUUCAUCGCAAACAUUUAGUUUCAUUCAACCGCAAUCUAAAACUGUGGGGCAAGGUGCUAUCGCUAACGUGAGGGCUACAAACAAGGCUCCCAACGGAGAUUAUCGCCAUUUCCAAGUGGAACCGAAUGAGAGCCGAUUAGUUCCAAUGGGAAAAGUGUGUCUGAACGUGGGCUAUGUGCCUGGAACGACCAAGCUAACCUUUAUUCUCCCACCUACUGAAAUGGAUGGUCAGGGACAAUCUAGGUUCCGCAAUUUAGAACCAAUUGCUCCGACCAAUCGGUUUGAGAGCUCCUCUGAUUUGUCCUCUCCUUCCAAUUCUGAGAAUCAUCGGCACCACGAAAAAAAUGGACCGCUUUUGAGUUCCUUGACCUUGGAAGAUGAUGCUCGUCGAAACUCAGACCACAACACACCUCAGGUUCAAGGCCAAGUCCCGAAUUUUGGAUCCAGCUUGAACCUGAAUUCAGACAUGGUAGAUUAUGCAGGGAGAUCAUAUUUUCAGGCUCCAAAAAGGGGUUUUCAUCCUAAGUUUUUGGAUCAAGUUAUUGAUGACUACAAUGGUGAAGAAGGAAGAAUCUAUGAAGUGGCACCCUUGCAAAGCAACUUUGAAGACCAUGACUAUGAAUAUAACGAUUUUACAUCAGGAUUUGAGCCAUACACUGAAAAUAAACCAAAUGGUAGAUCUACUGUGGUCCCAAAAACGUUGGGAAAUUCCAAGGAAUUGGCUCGAAAGCUAAUGAACUUCUUUAUGAAACGGAAGGUCUUUGAGCAGUAUCAAGAUAUCAACCCUGGGGCAAUUCAGUUUGAUCCUGCCAGCCAAUUGAAUAGGGAUUUUCAGGCAAGCAACUAAUCAGGUGAAGAGUAAAUUGAAGGCAACGAAACCAGCUUUCCAGACCGAGCCAAAACUGAUCAAAACCAACCGACCUAAACAUUUGGACCAAGACGAAGGUGAAAGUCCCGCCAAGAAAUGGAAUAAAGUCAACGCUAUACUCACCAGGGCAGAGGGACUUCUAAAUAGCAUUGAAAAAGAUCAACCUGCUUAAUAAAUGGAUAUAGCCGCACGUGUAA
Molecule: messenger RNA, 2945 nt
Organism: Tigriopus californicus
Lineage: Eukaryota; Metazoa; Arthropoda; Copepoda; Harpacticoida; Harpacticidae
Exons: 7
Coding region: 145-2727 (860 amino acids)
Source: RefSeq, a predicted model, not a curated record